Messenger RNA from Lactuca virosa, 204 nucleotides. NCBI's taxonomy places the organism in Eukaryota, Viridiplantae, Streptophyta, Magnoliopsida, Asterales, Asteraceae. The record is from the annotation of a GenBank genome assembly.
AUGCUUUGGAGUUCAUUACUGGUAUCUUGGACACUGUAUAAGUUAUGCGGUUGUGGGGUCCGUCUUACUUGGCACAGUAGCUUGUCACAUGGAUUGAGCAUCUUUCAAGAGGGUUAUUGUGGUGGGAAAGAUACUUUAAAGCUUGAGACAAAUGCUGAGUCAUCAAAGGGACCAGAAGGUGAAGAAAGUGCUGCACCAAGCUAA